This is a messenger RNA of Didymosphaeria variabile, 273 nucleotides long. RefSeq lists its product as uncharacterized. Lineage: Eukaryota; Fungi; Ascomycota; Dothideomycetes; Pleosporales; Didymosphaeriaceae. Bases 1 to 273 code for a protein of 90 amino acids. The record is from RefSeq and is a predicted model, not a curated record. The transcript is spliced from 2 exons.
AUGUCCGACCAGAACCAGCAACAGCAGUCCAAGGGCAACACCCUCGGCUCCGUAACCGACACAGUCGGCAAAGGUGUUGGUGGCGCGACAAACACACUCGGCAACACAGUAUCCGGGCUCGGCAAGGGCGUUGGCGACACUGUGACGGGUGUGACAGGCGGCUUGGGCGAUACGACCAAGGCCGCUGGCGGUAUGGUCAGUGAUACGACCAAGGCGGGUGGCGAGGCCGUGGGAAUGAAGAAGAACGAGCAGCAGCCGGGAGGACAGCAGUAG